ACAACGUGGUCCUAUGCUGGAUUUCUGACACUCCAUCGUGAUAUUCUCCUUAAGUCACCGCCUUAUUUGGACAAAUGGUUUCAUCUCGACGGUCGCUGGGCCAGUCGUUUUUUAUACGAAGUAAAAGAACUGGAUCCAAGAGCAUUGGCUCUCUUCCCAGCCACUACCAUUGCGAUAUCAUCUUUACUUGAAGUAAAAUCUGAACGCGCAAACAAUAGAUUCCAGCUAUAUUGGGAGGAAAUUAUAUAUGAACGGAAAGAGAUAUUAGCAAAUCAAACACAUCUAAAUGCAAGUAUGGACUUGCUGGGUAUCGCUGGAAAACAAAAUUUUCAAAAAAUGACCUCUAGGGGUUGUCUAAAGACCUUCAGUGAAACCAAUGAACUACAGAUGUCAUAUACUGAACCUCAAGAAACAAUUUUAGACUUUGAAAAAAAUCCAUUUCUGGACAAAGAAAACAAGGACGAGAAUCGUGAAUUGCCGAACUACUCCAUAUCUUCCAAAUCUGAAUUAGGUGAUGCAUCUGGGUACUCCAACAAUGGAACUCUUGAUAAUCGUAAUGAGGAUAUCAAAAAAAGUCUUGAAAGUGAAGAGGAUGGUUUCAUGAACGAUCAUGCCAAAUUAGAACAUAAAAUGAACUUCCUCAAUAUGCAUAUUGAUAAGAAGUGGAGGUUGCCCUCAGGCGAUUACGUCGAAGAUAUAUUGUAUGAACAUGCAAAAGAUUUACAAUAUGAAGAUCAAUUGCAUAGCUUCAUACUCGACACCAGCAAUGAUGCCAUAAUGGAUCUUUUCAAGAAUGUUGAUGACCAUGAUCAUAUAAUUACAUAUAAUUCUUCUCCUGAACCCGAACUAUCAGAUGAGUUGAUUAAUUAUCUUAUGAGAUAUCGUAAAUUUCAGCCUAACGAAAUGCGAGAACUAGUCAAUUCUGGCAUCAAUAUUUCUCCCUAUGAUUCAAAAAAACAUUUUAAUUUUCACUAUAUCCAUCAAGUCUUUUCGCAACUCCUUCCCAGAUAUGAACUGAGACCAAAUGACUUCACAAGAGGCCAUUUAGAAGGAUGGUUUACCAGUAAUAUUUGGAGUGUUAUAGUUGAUGCCUGCUUUAUCGAUCUUGAGACAAUUGAAUUUAUCCGAGGCGAAGGCUGUUCUGGUGCAUCAAGACAGAGAAAAAACCGUGACAGAAAGAAUUCGAAGGUCAAGAAGAUCCUGGGACGCAAGUGUGAUGGGAUUGCGUGUGAUCUAGGAUCGCCAGAAGAAUUCGCAGUUAGUGAGGAAGGUCGCACUUGGACCGGAGAAGACGAUACCAAACAUCUAUCUGAUGGAUCAUUGAAAAUGCCCAAAGUAAUGCGCGAUAUGUUAUUUCAAAAAAUUAAAAAGCACGGUGUCAGUUUUGUCAAAAAGAAUCAGAUCGAAAUUGUCAGAUUUUUGCAUUCCGCUCAAUACCUACAAAUGCUUGUGAUGGAUAUUCCAUCUGGAUACAUAUGUCGGCUUCGUAGAUAUCCUCUUAGCAAGGUACCAACGGAUCUUUCUGAAAUCGAUGAUCUUAUUUCCAUGGUCUCCGAUGUGCUUAUUGCAAAGCUCCGAAUUACUCGAUGUUUGAAAUAUUCAAAUAACCCAAGUGAUAGAACUUCGAUUGACAGCAAUGAAGCUUUAAAGAAACGCUUAAAGAAAAAGUCUAUAAACCGACGACAAGAAAAUGAUGAUUAUGAAUUUCCGAGUUCACAGAAGACUCCUAAAAAAAGAAAGACAAAAAAGUCUGAAUAA
Paraglomus brasilianum is the source of this 1758-nucleotide messenger RNA. The record is from the annotation of a GenBank genome assembly. Lineage: Eukaryota; Fungi; Glomeromycota; Glomeromycetes; Paraglomerales; Paraglomeraceae.